AUGGCGUCGACACAUGGCCGUCCUGAAGCCCCGCCGAUGACGCUGCUCACCCUACCCGAGGAGCUUCACGAGGAGGUCCUCCUCCGCCUCCCCGCGGCCGCUGACCUCGCCCGCGCCUCCAUUACCCGGGUCUCCUUCCGUCGCCUCGUCACCGACCACCGCUUCUUCCGCCGCUUUUGCUUCCACUUCCGCGCCCGCCAGCCGCCGCCUCCCCUAGGCAUCGUUUCUCACCGAUCCCACCGGUACCUGCCGUUGCUGCAGCUGGCCCAGCCACCGCACCCAUCCGCCGCCGUGGCGAGCACUUUCGCCGGCUCUCACGCCGCCGACUUCUCGUGCUCCUUCAUCCCCUCCGCCGAGCGCUGGCAGGUGCGUGACCUGCGGGACGGCCGCGUCCUCCUCUCUGGCGUCCCAGAGGGGAGCAAAUUCUGUUGUCGCGUCUUGGCCAGGUACCUGGCCGUUUGUGACCCCUGUACCGGUGCUACACCCUGCUGCCUGCCAUCCCCGACGACCUCGCCGCUUUAG
This is a messenger RNA of Triticum turgidum subsp. durum (durum wheat), 522 nucleotides long. The record is from the annotation of a GenBank genome assembly. NCBI's taxonomy places the organism in Eukaryota, Viridiplantae, Streptophyta, Magnoliopsida, Poales, Poaceae.